AUGAAAGAAUCAAAAACUAAUAGUAAAAGGCUCCGAGAAUACAAUAUCACUUUUAUGGAGGAAGAUGCAGACAGAUUGCUGCUACCACACAAUGGUGCACUGGUAAUUUCUUUAAAUGUAUUAUAUUUUAAGAUUAAAGGUGUUAUAGUGGAUCUAGGAAGUUCAGCUAAUAUCAUGCAAUGGAGAGUACUGGAACAAGCUAAACUCACCAGAAGCAUUAUUCCGGCAACAAAGCUCCUCUUUGAAUUCAACCUCACGAGCGUGACAACCGGGGGAGAGAUUUUGCUGCUCACAAAUGCUAAAGGAGUAAUGAAAACAAUUCUCUUCGAAGUUGUAGAUGGAGACAUAGGGUACAAUAUUAUCCUAGGAAGGCCAUGGUUACACGAGAUGAAAGUUGUGCCUUCAACGUAUCACCGAUUAUUUAAAUUUUCGACACCCGAGGGGAUCAAGCAGAUAAGGGGUGAUCAACCGGCAGCAAGGGAUAUGAAUGCAAUUUCGAUCUCUAGUAGCAAAGGAAAGGAGCGCGCGGCAUAG
Nicotiana tabacum (common tobacco) is the source of this 534-nucleotide messenger RNA. RefSeq lists its product as uncharacterized. NCBI's taxonomy places the organism in Eukaryota, Viridiplantae, Streptophyta, Magnoliopsida, Solanales, Solanaceae. The record is from RefSeq and is a predicted model, not a curated record.